GCAAGAAAGUUAGCGACAUCUGGUGGCCAAUAAACUGAAGACGACUCUCGUGGCGUAGAAUACGCAUCCUGCUCGAAGAAGCGUUUGGCACUAUUCAACCGAGGGAAAAGAUCAUGUUAGCGGCGCCAAUUAGCACUUAUUGCAAAGUUACUGUCACCGCAUUGGCUAAUUGUCUAAUAUCAUCCUUUGCAUUGUGAAUGGGGACUAAUAUAAUGAUGCAGCCAUAACAAAGAGCGCUGGAUCCUCUGAUAAUGUUUGUUAUUAAUUGUGCGUUUUUUCUUACAUUAUGUCAGCUUCUGUAACGUCUAUCAAAAUGUACCAAAGAUCUAUAAUGACUAAACCGCAACAACAGAUGAUUUUACAGUACAUGGAAAAACAUCCAGACUUAUUCAGAGGAAAAAUAACCAAAGAAUUUACUCCUCAAAUGAAGCUAGAAAUGUGGGAAGACCUGGCGACUCUUUUAAAUGAGCGUGGCCCUUGUGUAAAGACUACCGAAAAAUGGCGGCGGACUUUUAUAGACUGGAAAUGUGCUGUCAAGAAAAAAGCAGCUGAGAUUGCAGCAGUGGAAAAACAGACUGCAGGAAGACCAGUAAGCGUUAAGGAACUCAGUGAUGAUGAAAUGAGACUUGUUAAUUUAAUGAACAAUGCAGCAAAUGCUGAAAUAGAGGCAAUGAAUGAGACAGAUGAAGAAAUUCUUACUUUUCCAGGAAUACAAAUCAGCCAGGUUUACUCUAAUUGCAUUCCAGUCAUAGAUCCUGUACAGAUGAAUUGGGAACCUCCCUCAGAGAUUACUUCAACAAAUAUUUUGGAAACACAGAUAAAACUGGAACCAACUGAUUCUGUGAAGAAUUUAAAUAAAAACUUGAUUGGGGAUGGGCUCAUACAGAAAAGCAUAGACCCUACUUCAGAACCUGCUUUAGGAAAUGUUUUGGAAGCACAAGUAAAGUUAGAACAAACUGAUAUCUGUGAUACAAAUUCAACACCAAUAAUACAUAAAAUUACAAAUGAGAACUUCGUUACAAAUGAAACUCCACAAAAGAACUUAAAACCUAUUUCAGAAGCAUGUGUGGUAUUGGAACAAAGUGGAACCUUGAGUGAAAAUUCUGAACAAGUGACGUAUGCAGUUGCUAGUAACCACCCAAAUGGAAAAGAACCUUUGCAAAAUCUAAAACUUACACCAGAGAGUGUUUCAACUCAUUCUUUUCAAACACACAUGAAGUUAAGGCCAGUGAAUGGUUUGAGGGAAAAUUCAGAAAAGGAGGCUUUUGAAAUUACAAAUCAAAAUUCAAGUGCAAUUGAACCUCCUCUGAAGAAACUGAAACCUGCUUCAGAGACUGUUUUGACUACUGCUUUAGAAGUGGAUCAUGAAAAUUUACGUAAAAUGCCACGAGUAAUUACAAAUGGCAACUUACACCCGCCACGAAGGAAACUGAAACCUUCUUCUUCGGUGACUGCUUUACAAAAUGUUAUGGAAGCACAAAUAAAAAUGGGAAAACAAAUGGAUACAUUGAAUGAAAACUUAGAAAAAAUGACAAAUGCCAUUACAGGACUAACAAAAGCUAUUACAAAUUCCUGCCAGUUAAUAUUUGCAGUUUUAGAUAAAAACUAUGCUAUUCAAAAUAAAAAUUAAUGAAAGAGGAAAAAAAA
Stegodyphus dumicola is the source of this 1647-nucleotide messenger RNA. RefSeq lists its product as uncharacterized. The record is from RefSeq and is a predicted model, not a curated record. NCBI's taxonomy places the organism in Eukaryota, Metazoa, Arthropoda, Arachnida, Araneae, Eresidae. Gene Ontology annotation, cellular component: nucleus.